Messenger RNA from Peromyscus eremicus (cactus mouse), 2152 nucleotides. RefSeq names its product VPS26 retromer complex component A (gene Vps26a). The transcript has 9 exons. The record is from RefSeq and is a predicted model, not a curated record. Lineage: Eukaryota; Metazoa; Chordata; Mammalia; Rodentia; Cricetidae. Gene Ontology annotation, cellular component: retromer complex; endosome. Gene Ontology annotation, biological process: retrograde transport, endosome to Golgi; intracellular protein transport. Bases 117 to 1196 code for a protein of 359 amino acids.
UCCAACGGCGGGCGCGGCGCCGAGCCUGCAGGGAAGGGGCGCGGAGCGGUGAGGCCUGACGGCUGCCCGGUCCGGGCCAGGCCUGAGCACCUGCGGCCGGCCGCACUGUCCUGGCCAUGUCGGAGCCUCUGCCCGCCUUCCUCGACCGGUUUUGGGGGCCGUGGCUGGGCACCCGCAGCCCGCCCAGCCGGAGCCCCGCGGCCUCGCCUUCCAGGAGUUUUCUUGGAGGCUUUUUUGGUCCCAUUUGUGAGAUCGAUGUUGCCCUUAAUGAUGGGGAGACCAGGAAAAUGGCAGAAAUGAAAACUGAAGAUGGCAAAGUGGAAAAACACUAUCUCUUUUAUGACGGAGAAUCGGUUUCGGGAAAGGUAAACCUAGCCUUUAAGCAGCCUGGAAAGAGGCUAGAACAUCAAGGAAUUAGAAUUGAAUUUGUAGGUCAAAUUGAACUUUUCAAUGACAAGAGUAAUACUCAUGAAUUUGUAAACCUAGUGAAAGAACUAGCCUUACCCGGAGAACUGACUCAGAGCAGAAGUUAUGAUUUUGAAUUUAUGCAAGUUGAAAAGCCAUAUGAGUCAUACAUCGGUGCCAAUGUCCGCCUGAGGUAUUUUCUCAAGGUGACCAUUGUGAGAAGGCUGACAGACUUAGUGAAAGAGUACGAUCUUAUUGUUCACCAGCUCGCUACCUAUCCUGACGUCAACAACUCUAUUAAGAUGGAAGUGGGCAUUGAAGACUGUCUGCACAUAGAGUUUGAAUAUAAUAAGUCCAAGUAUCAUUUAAAGGAUGUGAUUGUUGGAAAAAUUUACUUCUUAUUAGUAAGAAUAAAAAUACAACACAUGGAGUUACAACUGAUCAAGAAAGAGAUCACAGGAAUUGGACCCAGCACCACAACAGAAACAGAAACAAUUGCUAAAUAUGAAAUAAUGGAUGGUGCGCCAGUAAAAGGAGAAUCUAUUCCGAUAAGGCUGUUCUUAGCAGGGUAUGACCCAACUCCCACAAUGAGAGACGUGAACAAGAAGUUUUCCGUAAGGUACUUUUUGAACCUCGUGCUGGUUGAUGAGGAAGACAGACGGUACUUCAAGCAGCAGGAGAUCAUCCUGUGGAGAAAAGCACCUGAAAAACUGAGAAAACAGAGGACGAACUUUCACCAGCGAUUUGAAUCUCCGGAAUCACAGGCAUCUGUGGAACAGCCCGAGAUGUAAGCAGAAUGGGACAAAGCAGCAGGAACAAGAACUGUAGCUGAGAGGUGACGCUCAGUGGGCUAGAGCCGGUCACAGCCAGGAAAGUCCAACUCUGUCUGCUAGUCUUCCUCAUCCUCAAGUGCUGCAUUAUCUUACAGUAUGAUUAGAGGUUCUUUGUGUAUAUCAGUUUUAAAAAGUGCUUUCUUGGAAACACUGGAGAAUUCUUAAGCUGCCUUUUUUGUUUUCUUUUUUACUGCACACUGAUAAGUACUCAGAUGCAUCAGCAUAAGCAUUAAGGAUUUUCAUGUGAGUAGGCUGGUAUUUGUAAUUUUGUUUUCUUUAUGCAUAAUGUUGAAAAUCCUUUUCUCUUUUUUCAUGCUAAUGAUUACCUCUUAUUCUCUAUGUGCAAAAAAUUAAAUAUUUUUUUUGUUCAAGUAAAAUGAGAAAACCUGAGCAGCCCUUAUGUCCUGCAAAGUUUUAAGGCACGGCUCCUCAGUAUUUUUGAGAAUUGUUUUUACAUGUAUAUCAGAAACCAACCUGGUGUUGCAUGGUAGGUGCUUCUGGAUCUACCAUUUCACGGCCUCCUGAAUUUUAAUGGGGUCUUCUGAGAUAUAUUAAAACUUUCCAACAAGGGAUUACAUGGCAUGUCGUUGUGGCCCUCUUCCCCCAUUAACCUUUUUUGCUAUUACUUUCUGUAUCACUAUGUAGGUUCUGCAGUGUGGGGUUGACAUGUUGGCAUUUUAGAAUACCUUAAACCUGUAUCAUUUUUCCAUAAAUACUUUGAAACAUGUAUAUAUAUAUUUUAAUUUAAGGACUCUUUGCCAUGUGUAUGCAAUUAUCCAUUUGGGGAUGAGAGGGCUCCAGAGGACCCAUGAAGCAUAUGUAAGUGUCCAGAUCUGGACAGUUUCUCGUUAACUGGAACAUUGGCAAGUUCAAACUCAUUUAAAUGUCACCUAGUCUAUUUAAAAACAAACAAA